AUGAAGUACCCAGCCGUUGCUAUUCUUUCCCUUGCCCAAGGCAUCGUCGCUGCGCCGUCCUUCUUGGAGAAGAUCAAGGGUAGUAAGCCAAAGGCUCUGUCAACUGAUCAGGAUAUAUCCCUUUCUAUCAAGUUCUCGCAGGUACCGAUGCAGAGGGAGGAACAUCAGGCAGUGAAGUCUGAGAUCUGCUGGCUGCUAUGUGCUGACAAGGACAUUUACUGCCCAGAAGGAUUGUACCGCUCUAAGAAGGGUGAUGAUUGUUGGACUUGUUGCUACGAGUAUUAG
Fusarium oxysporum Fo47 is the source of this 285-nucleotide messenger RNA. RefSeq lists its product as uncharacterized. The transcript has 4 exons. Bases 1 to 285 code for a protein of 94 amino acids. The record is from RefSeq and is a predicted model, not a curated record. NCBI's taxonomy places the organism in Eukaryota, Fungi, Ascomycota, Sordariomycetes, Hypocreales, Nectriaceae.